UGUUGUAGUGAUCUUAAUAGAAUUUUGGUGAUACUGUCUUUUGAUAUUAGAGUUCACUCAGUAAGGGAAAAUAAUUUUCGUUCUAGAGCGACUACACGACUUUGUCUCACUACCAAUUUUUUUUUAGAAACUCAUCUUUAAAAUAGAAGGGUCAAUAAAGGUUGCAACUAAAUCAGAUCUAUAAUGUCAAGAAGAUAUAUUCCUAAUAUAAUAAUAACUGGAACACCAGGUUGUGGUAAGACUUCACAUGCUGAAAGUUUAUUGGCUCAGUUAAAUGAAGAAAUAACGAAUAAAAAAUCAAAAUUUCAGCAUCUCUCAAUUUCAGAUAUUGCAAAAGAACGUGAUUGCAUUGAUAGUUAUGAUGAAGUAUUAGAUACUUCAGUAGUUGAUGAAGAUAAGUUAUUAGAUUCUUUAGAAGUAGAUUUAGAAAAGGGUGGUAUAAUAGUCGACUGGCAUUGUUGUGAAAUUUUCCCAGAAAGAUUGAUUGAUUUAGUUGUUGUAUUAAGAACUGAUAAUCGUUUAUUAUUUGAUAGAUUAAAGAAGAGAGGUUAUAAAGAUAAUAAAAUUCAAGAAAAUCUUGAUUGUGAAAUCAUGGAAGUGAUUGCUGAUGAAGCAAGAAACUCAUAUGUUCCAGAAAUAGUUAUUGAACUUAAUUCCAAUUCAGUGGAAGAAAUGGAAGAUAAUGUUAGUAGAAUAUUUGCUUGGACUGCUACUUGGUUGAACGAUCAUCCACAAGGUGUCACUAAUGAGUUAGAUCCGGAAUUAGCUGCAGCUGCAAGAGAACAAGCUGGAGGUGAUGAAGAAGAUGAUGAUGACGUAGAAGAAGAAGAUGAAGACUAAGCAUUACAUACGUUAAAUAAAAAGUUUAAAAUUAGAUUAUUUGUAUA
Scheffersomyces coipomensis is the source of this 887-nucleotide messenger RNA. RefSeq names its product nucleoside-triphosphatase (gene HBR1). The coding region runs from base 184 to 840 and encodes 218 amino acids. The transcript has a single exon. Gene Ontology annotation, cellular component: cytoplasm; nucleus. The record is from RefSeq and is a predicted model, not a curated record. Gene Ontology annotation, molecular function: ATP hydrolysis activity; ATP binding; AMP kinase activity. Lineage: Eukaryota; Fungi; Ascomycota; Pichiomycetes; Serinales; Debaryomycetaceae.